Molecule: messenger RNA, 5042 nt
Organism: Mya arenaria
Lineage: Eukaryota; Metazoa; Mollusca; Bivalvia; Myida; Myidae
Product: dynamin-like 120 kDa protein, mitochondrial
Exons: 30
Coding region: 112-3159 (1015 amino acids)
Biological process (GO): mitochondrial fusion
Cellular component (GO): microtubule; mitochondrial membrane; cytoplasm
Molecular function (GO): GTPase activity; microtubule binding; GTP binding
Source: RefSeq, a predicted model, not a curated record
GUCUCAUUUUCGGCAUGAUUUUGUUUUUAUCCAAUAAAUGACAGAAAGAAAGUCAUUUAACAUUAUUUACUUUUUAUUCAGCAGGUUCUUUUGCAUGGGAUCGGAUUCACAAUGAUGGUUUAUAGAGGGAAAUUUGGGGCCUAUUGCAGUCACUGCAUAAAAAAUGGCACCCGAGAAAAGGCUAACCAUAUGCCAUCAACUGUGUUAGCAACUAUAGACUGCCAUCCAGUAGUUUUAUACAGAGCCAUUGGAUCUCAUCCUACUUCAAGUGUAAAAUUGCCCAACAGUCAAGGAAUUGUUGUGCGCUCAAAGCCUGUGUUAUUUCGAUGUUUAAUUAUUAAUCAUAAUAAUGUUAGAAUAAGGAACUUCUUUUCAUCAGUUCACAAAAUAGCUAGGCCACUUAAGACGGAAUUUUUAGUGCCUAAAGAGCUGAUUUAUAAGAACAGUUAUAGAAAUGCGAGUGGAAUGGGUCGUAUGCUAGGCAGCAUUGGUAGGUUUCUGAAGAUCCGAUACUUGGUCCUAACAGGUGCCAUCGGUGGAGGUGUAGCUGCAAAUCAGACUUAUGAGAGCUGGAAGCAGUACAUUCCGGAUUUAGAAUGGCUGAAGGAGUAUAUCCCUGAUGAAAGGAAGUUGUCCAGGAUUGCCGCUCAGUUUGCUGGUGCCCAGGAUCUAGUCAGUAGGGUCAGGAUACCAGAUGCGGCAACAUUGAAGAAGUUUACAGACUGGCUGGAUGAGAGUAGAAAAGAUAUAUCUUCAGCAUUUUUUGCAGAUGGGAGGGGAGUUUUAAUUGAUGGCACGGGUCUGACAGCUAUGAACGCAGAUGUACAUGUUGACUCCGGUAACAGUCUGCUGCCUAGUGUGGGAAUAAACUUGAAGAGAACGACAGAGUCAAAGCCUGACGGACAAUCCAGGCAGGACAGCCUUAGUGAUGAAAUCAUUAAGAUCCAGACAAAGUACCAGAAAGAGGUGGACAGGUUGGAGAAGGAAAACAAGGACCUGAGGAAACAGCUGAACCUCAUGGAGACGAAGACGGGCAAGAAACGCAAAAUGAAUAAAUCUUUGAUAGACAUGUACUCUGAGAUUUUAGACGUGUUAUCUGGGUUCGACUCUAGCUAUAAUACACAAGAUCAUUUGCCCAGGGUUGUAGUGGUGGGGGACCAGAGUGCCGGGAAGACAAGUGUUCUGGAAAUGGUUGCCCGGGCCAGGAUCUUCCCCAGGGGUUCUGGGGAGAUGAUGACAAGGUCACCAGUCAAGGUCACUCUGAGUGAAGGUCCCUUCCACAUAGCCCAGUUCAAAGACAGCAGUCGAGAAUUUGACCUCACUAAGGAAGAAGAGACAGAAGCGCUGAGACGCGAGGUGGAGCACAGGAUGAAGAAAAGUGUCAGCAAAGGCCAGACUGUCAGCAACGAGUGUAUAUCAAUGUCUGUGAAAGGUCCGGGUAUUCAGAGGAUGGUGUUAGUCGACCUACCAGGCAUUAUCGCGACCGAGACUGCGGUGAUGGCCAAGGAUACGAAGGAGAGCAUUAAACGCCUGGUGAAGAGUUACAUGGAGAACCCCAACGCCAUCAUCCUCUGUAUACAGGAUGGGUCGUUGGAUGCAGAGAGGAGCAAUGUCACAGAUGUGGUCAGCCAGAUUGAUCCUAGCGGAAAGCGAACAAUCUUCGUACUGACCAAGGUGGACAUGGCAGAGUCCAGUCUCUAUAACCCAAACAGGAUAAAGUCAAUCUUGGAAGGAAAGCUGUUUCCCAUGAAAGCUCUUGGAUAUUUUGCCGUAGUAACUGGCAAAGGGAAUUCCAAUGACAGCAUAGAAACCAUCAGGGAUUACGAGAAUGAUUUCUUCAAAAAGUCCAAACUACUCAAGGCAGGGGCGCUAAAGCACACCCAGGUGAGUACCCAGAACCUGAGCAUGGCCGUGUCGGAACUGUUCUGGAAAAUGGUGAAGGAAAACAUUGAACAACAGGCUGAUGCCUUCAAGGCUACCAGAUACAACUUGGAAACAGAGUGGAAAAACAACUUCCCUCGACUACGAGAACUUGAUAGGGAGGAGCUGUUCGAAAAAGCUAAGGGGGAGAUACUGGAUGAAGUUGUUAGUCUGGGGGCUGUCUCUUCUAAAGACUGGGAGAGCCUGUUUUACAAGAAGCUAUGGGAGAAGGCAGCCACGUAUGUUUUUGAAAACAUCUAUGUUCCUGCUGCACAGGCAGGCAGUAUUGGGGAGUUUAACACUAUGGUGGACAUCAAACUUACAGAGUGGGCCAGCCAUGCCUUGCCCAAGAAAAGUGUUGAGGUUGGCUGGGACGCUCUACACCAUGAGUUUUCCCGUCUUGUUGAGAAGGACACUAAGCGUGGCAGCGAGCUAGAUGAUGUGUUCAACAUGUUGAAACUGUCGGUCAUAGAGUCCAGCAAGUCCACUCAUCAUUGGGACCACAAAGCAGAGGAAAGCUUGCGUGUGAUUCAGCGGAACAUUCUCGAGGACCGCUCUGUCCAUGACAAACACCAAUGGGACGGGGCCAUCGUCUUUAUGGAGGAGACGCUUAAAGAACAACUUAAACUAAACCAAGACACCCUGAAUGACUUGACAGGCCCGGGUGCAUGGGAGCAGUGGUAUAACUGGAAGCAUAGGACCCCCGAACAUCGCAACAGGAUCGCAGCUAAAUACGAGCUGGAGAAACUACUUAAACCACAGACAAAUCACCGGCCUUCCCUGUCCCAGGAUGAGGUCACCACAGUGAAACAUACCCUCCAGAACCAGGGCAUUGACGUGGACACAGAGUUUAUUAAGGAGACAUGGUACCAUGUAUUUCGGGAGCGCUUCAUCAAGAAGGCCCUACAGCAGUGUACAGACUGUAGGAAGGGAUUCUACCAUUACCAGAAUGCCAUUCCAAACUCUGGGUUGGACUGCCAUGAGGUGGUGCUGUUUUUCCGUCUACAGAGAAUGCUACAGGUCACCAGUAACGCACUACGCCAACAAGUUGUCAAUAAUGAGGCUCGGAGACUAGAGCGGAUUAUUAAAGACGUAUUAGAGGAGUAUGGUGAAGACACAGAAAGACUGAAGAAGCUGCUCACCGGGCGGCCAGUGGAGCUCGCAGAGGAACUCAAAAAAGUGAGACACAUACAAGAAAAGCUGGAAGAGUUCAUAGAAGCUUUGAACCGAGAGAAGUGAACAUCUACAGCAUGAUCUAGGAGUUAUAUUGACUAUAUUAUUGGAAUAUGAUACCAUGUAAUACCAUGUGAAUUAAGGGUAGCGGGGAGUUUUUCUUCUAUUGAACUGUCAUGACGUGUUAAAUAUUGUAACAAAUGAAGAGUUGAUGUGCUAAAAGAUUGAAUUGUUUUGGUGUAUGUAAGUUUAUAUUGUGAAUUUCUUGAACAUUCAAUAAUACAUGUUAAAGCUGUACUCUCACAGAUUGACCAUUUUGAUAACUUUUCGUAUUUAUUGUCUUAGAAUGAGCCAUUUUUUUGCGUAAAUGUCUGGAAACCAGUGAUACAAAGCUGCUGACAAAAGGUCAGAUUGCAGUUUUUCAUUUCUAUGUUCAAAUUAGGAUAAUUUAUGGCUAAAAGCGUUACUAACAACUUUCUUCUUUCAAAAAAUAACAUUUUCAGUCGUUUGUCAAAGAUUUGAGAUCUGUUCUAUUGUGAGUUAUCUUAUAGGACUGAAUUGAAGGCAUUGAUACAAAAAUCAGCUGAUUCUGAGACAAAAACUAAAAAAAAAAAGUCAAACUGUCAAUCUGUGUGAGUGCAGCUUUAAGUCCUUAAACUAAGCAAGUAUUGUAAGGGUUCAUUGAUAAAUUAGCUAUGACAAGGUAACUUACCUUUUUCUGAAAGUUUUUUUAUGAAUGAUUUACUCUGCACAAGAAUCAGUAUCAUUAUAAAUGAAGACUGAAAACAGCCAAACCCCUUAAAAUAGUGAGAUUGUAUGUAGUAAUGAUUAUUUGACUGAAAUGUUGCUUUGUUUUCACUGCUUUAUGUACAAUGAUUUGUCAUUUUUCAGAGCGAAAGUAUUCACUGCAAGUGAUACAUCUGUUGUAGCUUAUUUGGUGCAUCUCCAGCUUUGUAGAAAAUGUUAAUGCCAUCACAGACCUUUCAUAUCAUAGCAAGUAAAGGGUUUGGAAUUUUAAAUUGAUUUAAAAGAUCAUUGAAGUUAAGAGGAGUUACAUCCGAAAGGGCUUUAAAAUAAAUAAUGCAUUUACAUUAUUAUACAUUUCUACUAAAAAAAUACAGAAGUAAUCUUGUUGAUAUUUUCUUUUACAAUAACAAAAAGUGACUCGAAUUGGUAAGAAUUGAUUCAACAGAAUUCAUGUACGUUCUUAAAAUGCUAGCAACUGCUUGCAUACUGACCCCUCAAUUACAGAGCAUUGCUAUAAAAAAAUUAUUUUAUUGAUAACAAUGUAUGUUUCCUCUUGUCCUAAAAAUAAACUUGCCAUACUGUAUCAGAUACUUUAAAUAUGUACUGCAAGCAUUUAAGUGCUAAUACCAGCUUGUUUCGUUAUGAAUUUUAAUGUUUUACGUUUUUCUUUAUUCUGCUAUUUAAGUGUAUACAUAGGAAAAAUAUGGCUAAAUAUGGGACAAGCCAACAAAACCAAACUGAUUUAUAUCUUAAAGUAAUGAAUUGCAUCACAAUCUACAUUGUUUAAAUGUCUAAAAUUUGAUUGUUAUCAACAAUUCCAGCAAAUGUGAUCGACUAGCGGCCAGUAAGGGCCCUGAUUGCAGUUUUACAUCUUAACAAAUAUGAUGUCAUAUUUUGGCCUUUGAAAACGUGUUAUAUUCUGUUAUGCUAUAUGUGAUAUAAGUCAGUUAGAGCAUAAAAUGUAAGAUGGGGCUCACAUGCUCUGCUCUUCUUAAUCUUUGAGAUUUUACAUAAUAUGUUGUAACCAUUUCAUAUAAAAAAAUUAAUUAGAAGUUAAAGUCACACCAUAUAAUGCUUUGGACUUUUCCAGUGACAUUUUGUAACUGGACAUUGUAAUAUAUAAACAUGAUUCAAUUAUACUAUUAUUUAAUGUGAUUAUAAUUUCGACAUUUCUGUUAAUGAAAUAAAAUAUUGAAAGAUGA